Trypanosoma theileri is the source of this 1905-nucleotide messenger RNA. RefSeq lists its product as uncharacterized. Lineage: Eukaryota; Euglenozoa; Kinetoplastea; Trypanosomatida; Trypanosomatidae. Gene Ontology annotation, molecular function: protein binding. Bases 1 to 1905 code for a protein of 634 amino acids. The record is from RefSeq and is a predicted model, not a curated record. The transcript has a single exon.
AUGAUGUGUCCUAGGGUUUUUUUAAACUCUUCACACAUGAUGCUACAGAGGCGUUAUAAUGCCUUAAAAAUGACAAGAAAUAUCUCCUUUCGUAAUAUUACCGAAAAUACACUGGCUGAUACCCCCUCAGGUUAUAUCCAGGAUCCUGCAAAUCAUCCUAAGCAAAUGGUAACGUACAAAAAAUUGACUAUUGAAGGCCAGUCCGCAUUGGAUGCUUUAGAAAGGGAAGAAGAACUGAUGAAACGUGAAGAGUUAGCCUAUAGUGGUUAUACUACACUUGUUAUUCAAGAAUGUAAGGCAACUAUUUUAAACGAUAAAAGUACCAGGGAAGAACUUGAAUCAUCUUGUGAAAGUCUUAACAGAGCUCUAAAAGAGUUGAUAGAUUUAAUUGGUUGUACAGUAGAAAAAAAGUCAUCACAUCAUUUGACCAAAUCAUUUCUUACUGAAGAUGAAAAAACAAAUGAUAGCAUAUUAUCUAAUGAAUAUGUCGUAGUUAGUCAAGACGACUGUAAUCAUAUACGGUAUAUUAUCGCCUUGGGAAUGAGAAGACUUGGAAAUUAUCUUGAGGCCGAAAAUAUGUGUAUGGAAAUUCUCUCUUUUGAUCAUUCAAAUUGCGACGCCUUGGAGUCACUCAUAGAAAUUUAUACAGGUACAGAAAAACCAGAAAAACUUCGUAUCUUAUUUGAUAAAUUAUCUGAAUGGGAUAUCGAGAAAAAAAAGAAAGACAAAGAAAACUCAAAGAUUACUGAUAGUAAGAGUAUUAAUAGUAUUUUAAGUACUGAAGAUGAUACAAAGAGUACUCAGUUAGUUGAGGUGGCGUUGAUUCUUCUUUCUGAUAUAAUAAUAGAAUCUGCUUCUUUUCAUUACAAUGAACAUGGAGAAGGCUCAACUUCACGUUUUUUUCUUGAAGCAAUAUCUCCAAUGAUAUCAGUUUUUGGACCACAAUACACAUCACUUUUUAUUGAUUCUCUUUUCAGAUCUAUGGAUGAGCAACAUUUUUCUGCAAGAUUUGAGACUAGUGAGAGCAAAGAGUCUGAAAAAACUAUUGGUUUGGUAAUCGCUUUUUUAAAAAUGCUUUUGGCACGAAGAAUAUAUGACUUGGUUGAAGACUCCUUGAGAUUUGAAUUUCAAAUUCUUUCUAAACUACAUGCCGCCCUUCGUUUUAAUGGAGAAAAACAUGAAAGUUAUAAAGUUUGUGAGAGACUUAUGAAUUUAUAUCGAAAUAACUGUGCAAAAAAAGAUUUAUUAACUCAGAAUAAAAAACCAAAAGUCCGACUAGGGUUAUUUGAAGAUUUUGAACCCACCUAUAAAACUGUUUUUUUUCAGUAUAUUGAAGAUCGUGCACUGGAUUCCUUGGACGUUGGUAAAGACUUGUGUAUUAAAGCUAUAGAAGAAUUUCCUGAGGAGGCAUCUCCAUGGGAAACUUUAGGACUUAUACUUCAUAAGAAAGAUCCUAUUAAUGGAUUAGAUGAUGCUAUAGUUGCUGUAAAGAAGGCAUUUUCACUAGAACCUAGAAAUUUACGCAUCAUUCUCACACUUGCAAAUUUUUUUAAAGCUCAAAAACGGUACAAACUUCAUGAAAUGAUGAUAGAUCGUUAUCAACUUUUGAAAUAUCUUAUUGAAAAUGGAGCAAAUGAAGAAGAAAUAAAUACCAUUACUGAAGAGAUUGUAGGUCUUGAUGUCAAUAUACCACGUGAGACAGAACCAGAUGAAGUUAGUGUACAGUUUGCUGAUAUACAAGAACACUUGGAACGAAUGGAAAUGUCACAUACGUAUUCCAUGCCAAUUGAUAAGGAACCGCGAGUGUUUGGAAAGCAACCACUUUCUGCACCCAUGUUAGAUAGUUCUAUCAAUGCUGACAAACCAGAAAGGCUAGUAGAUCCUGAGAGCAACCGUUAUGAAUAA